Molecule: messenger RNA, 4854 nt
Organism: Aspergillus welwitschiae
Lineage: Eukaryota; Fungi; Ascomycota; Eurotiomycetes; Eurotiales; Aspergillaceae
Product: 3-oxoacyl-synthase
Exons: 3
Coding region: 1-4854 (1617 amino acids)
Biological process (GO): long-chain fatty acid biosynthetic process
Cellular component (GO): fatty acid synthase complex
Molecular function (GO): 3-oxoacyl-[acyl-carrier-protein] reductase (NADPH) activity; holo-[acyl-carrier-protein] synthase activity; 3-oxoacyl-[acyl-carrier-protein] synthase activity
Source: RefSeq, a predicted model, not a curated record
AUGGCUGCCGAUAUGGAUACCCAGCGCAAGCUGGCUCGCAUACUGCUCAUUGAGCUCAUGGCAUACCAAUUUGCCUCCCCAGUACAAUGGAUUGAAACGCAGGACGUAAUCCUCUCUCGCAGGGAGUGCGACAAGAUCGUCGAAAUCGGGCCCACUCCGACACUCGCGGGCAUGUUUCAGCGAACCCUCAACAGCAAGUAUCAGAGUCAGGAGUGCACUAGAUCUACACCUCGACGACUCUUGAAUUCAGAGAAGGACACCCAAGAAGUCUAUUUCGAAGACCGCCCUGGUGCCCCUGAUGUUAAAUCCAAGGAAAGGACAAAGGACGCAGCAAAUACAGCUACCAUACCAUCACCUGCCAAAACAGAAGUGGCUCCGGUAGCGCAACCAGAGACUGUAUCGGCUCCGAAACCGAAGCCGACAACAAUAGAAAUUGAGGACGAAGGGGUAAAGGCACAGCUGAUUGUGACCGCGAUAGUGUCACGAGCGCUUAAGAAGUCGCCGUCCGAUGUUGACUGGACUAAGACUAUCAAAGUUCUUGCUGGUGGGCGCUCAACGUUGGAAAAUGAGGUUGUUGGAGAUCUCCAUGCAGAAUUCGGCUCGCUCCCAGAACGCGUCGAAGACACACCUCUGGCUGAAUUGUGGCAGGCGAUCCAGGCAAGCCAUAGCGGAAUGCUUGGGAAGGUUUCCACAGGCAUGAUUAAUUCGCUUUUCACUUCCGAAUUACCCAGUGGCUUCACCACCGCCGCCGCGCGAGAUCGACUCAAAUCCCAGUGGGGUCUCAAACAAGGAAGACAGGAUUCCUGUUUACUCCUUGCGACGACAGAGGCGCCUCCAACACGAAUUUCAUCUAUAUCCGACGCAAAGACCUUUAUUGAUGGCGUCGUGGAGAGCUAUGCUUCGAAAAAUAGUAUUCCUUUACGCACAUCUCAUCCGUCUGCGGACGGAGCCUCGGCUUCUAAUAUCAUGGUCGACCCUGAAGCGCUUAGAGCGAUGUCUGAGGCCCAGAAAGCGGUGUCAAGACAGCUCCUUAAUAUUUAUGCAUCUCAGCUCGGCCUGGACCUAGGCGCGGAUCGACGUGCAUUAGACGCUCUCCAACACGACAUCAAGACCGGGAUGCAAUCAGAGUUGGGUCUCUGGACGGAGGAGCAUGGGGAAGACUACGCCAACGGUAUUAAGCCACGUUUUGAUUCCCGCAAGGUCCGCAUGUAUGAUUCGGCAUGGAAUUGGGCCCGUCAGAGGCUUCUCGAGUUGUUCGAUCUAGUGACUCCAGUGCAGCGUGGGGACGAAGUCACACUCGACCAAGGGAAUGUCCUUGAAGCCUGCUACGCAAUUGCCAACGCGGCAGAUGAGACACUUCUCCAUGUAAUCAAUGAGAUGCUGGCCAAGCUAGGAAAUUCUGCAGUUCCGCGCCCCAUCUUUACUGAUCUAAAGGCUCUGUGCAAGCAUGUGCUGGAGUUCGGGCCACUAUUCAAAGGAUCCCCCAAGCAGAUGGCGCCAUUCACAACUAUCGACACAGACGGGACGAUGCGAUAUUUUGAGAAGGAACGUGAAGAUAGAAUCUCUUUUGCCCAGCUGGCAUCGCCGACAUCCGAGGCCGAUGCUCUUCCCUUUAUUCACCUCAGGGAAAAAAGGGGAGAUGCAUGGUACUACAGUCGAACAUUGACCGCGAAAUUUCAGGAUGCGCUCAGUUUGGUGCACGACCGGGGUUCGUCCUUCAAUGGGCAAACUGUGCUGAUGACGGGAGCGGGAAUUAGUUCAAUCGGAGCUGCGAUGAUUCGGCACUUCCUACAGGGGGGAGCCAGAGUCGUUGUCACAACAUCCUCUCUGUCCCCUGAGGCGGCCAAGAUAUAUCAGAGUAUCUACAUGGACCACGGUGCCAAGGGCUCUCAACUCAUUGUUGUCCCAUUCAACCAAGCUAGUGUGAAGGACAUCAAUUCGUUGAUUGAGUACAUUUAUUCACAAGGUGGUCUCGGCUGCGACAUAGAUUACUUUAUCCCUUUUGCUGCAAUUAGUGAGGCUGGGCGACGACUCGACUCCAUUGACUCUAAAUCAGAGCUCGCCCACCGUUUGAUGCUCACAAACGUGCUACGUUUGCUGGGCACCAUCAAGACCUGCAAGGAAAAGUACCAUUGUCAUACCAAUCCCACCCAUGUCAUCUUGCCUUUGUCUCCCAACCAUGGAACUAUUGGUGGGGAUGGCCUAUACGGUGAGUCAAAAUUGGGGCUAGAGACGCUGUUCAAUCGGUGGCAUUCAGAAGAUUGGCAGGACUACCUGUCCAUCUGCGGUGCCGUCAUUGGUUGGACAAGAGGAACAGGUCUAAUGAACCAAAAUGAUCUCAUCGCAGAGGGCAUCGAGGCGGCUGGCAUGCGGACCUUUUCUCAGGAGGAGAUGGCUUAUGCUCUGGUCUGCCUAUGUGUGCAGGAAAUGACUGAGCUAUGCCAGGAGAGGCCCCUUUACGCUGACCUAACGGGCCGAAUGGCAGAGGUGCAGGGACUCGGAGAAAAGCUGCAAGCGUUGCGUCAGGAGCUCAAGGAAAGAAGUGAAAUACAAGCUGCGCUUCUCGCAGAAUCGAUACUAGAGCAGCAAUGCUCGACUACCGGCCAAUCUUCCCGACCGAGCACCGGCUCGGACCGACUCGAGCAGAGAGCCCAUGUGCGCCUGGACUUCCCCAAGCCGCUUGACUACGAUCAGGAUAUCCGCACUCUUGGCUCAGACCUCCAUGGAAUGGUGGACUUGGAUCGAACCGUAGUGGUGACAGGGUUCUCGGAGUUAGGGCCCGUAGGAAAUGCUCGCACACGAUGGGAGAUGGAGGCAUAUGGCCAAUUCUCCCUCGAGGGCGCCAUUGAACUAGCCUGGCUCAUGGGGUACAUCAGCCACUUUGCCGGAACCAUCGAUGGAGCUCCCUACUCCGGGUGGGUGGAUACUACGACGAAAAAGCCCGUUGCCGAUAUCGAUGUGAAAUCAAUCUACGAGGAAAGGAUCUUGACUCAUACAGGGAUUCGGCUAAUCGAGUCAGAACGAAAGCCUUUCCUGCACGAGAUUACAUUGCAACAAGAUUUGGAACCCCUGGAUAUGCCUGAGUCGCUCGCCGAGCAGAUGAAAUUGGAACAUGGAGAGUUCGCUGCAGUUCAACAAUCGACAACACCAGAUCUAUUCACAGUACAGCUUCGCAAGGGCGCUAGACUCUAUAUCCCUCGCGCAAUGCAAUCAACUCGAAUCGUCGCCGGACUCAUACCGGAUGGCUGGGAUCCACGUGUUUAUGGAAUCCCCGAGGAAAUUGUUUCUCAGGUCGACCGGGUUACGCUCUUCACACUGGUGUGUACGGUUGAAGCGCUGCUGUCCUCCGGGAUUACUGAUCCGUAUGAGCUUUAUCAAUACAUCCAUGUGUCCGAAGUAGGAACAUGUAUCGGCUCAGGGCUUGGAGGUGCCACUUCUCUAAACAAAAUGUUCAAUGGGCGCCAAAGCACUCACGACGUUCCGAAAGAUAUCCUACAAGAGACUUUCAUCAAUACCACAGGAGCUUGGGUCAAUAUGCUUCUACUGUCGGCAAGUGGACCCCUUCGCACGCCAGUCGGGGCGUGUGCCACUGCUAUCGAGUCCCUAGAAUUAGGGUAUGAUACUAUCGUUACCGGUAAAGCUCAGUUCUGCUUGGUCGGCGGCUGUGAUGAUUUUACGACAGAGACCUCUCAGGAGUUUGCCAACAUGAAGGCGACUAGCAACGUCGAGGAAGAAAUCGCCAAAGGUCGAGCUCCUCACGAAAUGUCCCGACCGACCACCAGCACCCGCAGCGGCUUUGUGGAAUCUCAGGGUUCCGGACUCCAGGUGCUCACAACGGCGGCACUGGCGCUGAAAAUGGGCUUGCCGAUUCGAGGCAUCAUUGCUUUUACCAGCACAUCUAGCGAUAAGGCUGGCCGCUCGGUGCCAGCUCCUGGAAAGGGGGUACUUACCAACGCCAGGCACAUUCCCUCAAGGGUACCAUCGCCUCUUAUGAACAUCCGCAAUCGCCGGAAGCGGUUGGACUUCCGCCUCCGCCAGAUUGCAGAAGCGCGGGACGUGGCCUUGCAAGAUCUUGACUUCGAAGUGGCUGCGGUGGUAGCCCAGAGCUCGACUGUGGAUGUUGAGGCCUACGUCAAUGAGCGUCGGCAGCAGAUAGCGGCUGACUUUGCUCGCGAGCAAAAGGAUGCCCGCUUCAAUCUCGGCAACGACUUCUGGCGCAACGAGCCUAAUAUCGCACCACUUGCCGGCGCUCUAGCUACGUGGGGGCUCACCAUCGAUGAUCUAGAUGUGGCAUCCUUCCAUGGCACGUCGACCGUGAUGAACGACAAGAAUGAAUCCAGUGUCAUUCACCAACAGCUGAGCUCAAUGGGUCGACGAAAAGGCAACCUCAUUCUCAGUGUCUUUCAAAAGUCCCUGACCGGUCACUCCAAGGGCGCUGCGGGUGCCUGGAUGCUCAAUGGAGCCCUCCAAAUGCUCGACUCGGGAUUGGUCCCGGGUAACCGCAACGCUGAUAAUAUCGAUCCAAAGCUCGAGGAGUUUGCUGAUCUGAUCGCCUAUGUGCAGCGGCCGAUCCGCGUUCCUGAUAUCAAGGCCGUCUCCGUCACCUCCUUUGGUUUUGGUCAGAAGGGAGCGCAAGCUCUCUGUGUCCAUCCCCGGUAUCUCUUCGCCACUCUAGGCCCGGAAGAGUACCAUGCUUAUCUCGACCGCUGCACUAAGCGCAAAAGCAAGGCAGAUAUGUUCUUCUACCAGGGAAUGAAUGGAAAUUCACUCUUCCGUGCCAAAUCUGCGCCGCCAUUUGCCCCGUCUGAGGAGACGAAGACGUACCUUGACCCAACUGUCCGAUUUACGUGUUAA